AUGGCACUGGUUUAAACCCAAUCUCGUGUAUAAUUUCAGUCAGCGUGCUAGCACUUAAAUGUCAUGAUUAUAUUCCCUUUUAGUCCGUUCAUAUGCAACAUUUUAUCAAUGUAUUUUACAAGUGAACCACAGCUAAGAGAGCAAACCUCACAAAAUGUUUCUUUAAUUCAGAAUGUCUUCGCUGGCUUCGACCUCCUGCUGAUGUGUUGUUCAUGUGUUACAGGGGCUGAGUCCACCAUACAGGAGGCGGACGGUGGAGGACUUCAAUAAGUUCUGCACCUUUGUGUUGGCAUAUGCAGGCUAUAUCCCAUAUCCCCAGGAGGUGAGUAAAGGAAACCCAGUCAUAGUUGGUGUUUGUGCGUACAUGCGUGUAUGCCUUUUAUCAACAGCCCCUUGUAGUUGACAGUCUGGGUUCUUUGCUCUGAAUAGUUAGGCAGAACUGGGACUUACUAUACAACACUGACUGGUUAUAUUUUGAGGUGUGUGUAACGCAUUGUUUUGAGGUUAGUGGCCAGACACCAGGGGUAGGACUCAGAUGUGUGUGUAGUUUGUGGAUCAUGGAGCGGCCGCUCCGAGCUUUUGCUAUUUUCUACACAACUGUUGUGUGUGUUGGAGUCCCACUGCCCUCCUUUCCCUGUGUGUAUUAACCCGCCGCCCCUAACUAGUGUUGUGAAUAUACAGUUGAAGUCGGAAGUUUACAUACACUUAGGUUGGAGUCAUUAAAACUCGUUUUUCAACCACUCCACACAUUUCUUGUUAACAAACUAUAGUUUUGGCAAGUCGGUUAGGACAUCUACUUUGUGCAUGACACAAUAAUUUUUCAACAAUUGUUUACAGACAGAUUAUUUCACUUAGAAUUUACUGUAUCACAAUUCCAGUGGGUCAGAAGUUUACAUACACUAAGUUGACUGUGCCUUUAAACAGCUUGGAAAAUUCCAGAAAAUGAUGUCAUGGCUUUAGAAGCUUCUGAUAGGCUAACUGACAUCAUUUGAGUCAAUUGGAGGUGUACCUGUGGAUGUAUUUCAAGGCCUACCUUCAAACUCGGUGCCUCUUUGCUUGACAUCAUGGGAAAAUCAAAAGAAAUCAGCCAAGAUCUCAGAAAAAAAUGUGUAGACCUCCACAAGUCUGGUUCAUCCUUGAGAGCAAUUUCCAAACACCUGAAGGUACCACGUUCAUCUGUACAAACAAUAGUACACAAGUAUAAACACCAUGGGACCACGCAGCCGUCAUACUGCUCAGGAAGGAGACGCGUUCUGUCUCCUAGAGAUGAAUGUACUUUGGUGCGAAAAGUGCAAAUCAAUCCCAGAACAACAGCAAAGGACCUUGUGAAGAUGCUGGAGGAAACGGGUACAAAAGUAUCUAUAUCCACAGUAAAACGAGUCCUAUAUCGACAUAACCUGAAAGGCCGCUCAGCAAGGAAGAAGCCACUGCUCCAAAACCGCCAUUAAAAAAUCCAGACUACGGUUUGCAACUGUACAUGGGGACAAAGAUCGUACUUUUUGGAGAAAUGUCCUCUGGUCUGAUGAAACAAAAAUAGAACUGUUUGGCCAUAAUGACCAUCAUUAUGUUUGGAGGAAAAAGGGGGUACUUGCAAGACGAAGAACACCAUCCCAACCGUGAAGCACGGGGGUGGUAGCAUCAUGCUGUGCGGGUGCUUUGCUGCAGGAGGGACUGGUGCACUUCACAAAAUAGAUGGCAUCAUGAGGAAGGAAAAUUAUGUGCAUAUAUUGAAGCAACAUCUCAAGACAUCAGUCAGGAAGUUAAAGCUUGAUCGCAAAUGGGUCUUCCAAAUGGAAAAUGACCCCUAGCAUACUUCCAAAGUUGUGGCAAAAUGGCUUAAGGACAACAAAGUCAAGGUAUUGGAGUGGCCAUCACAAAGCCCUGACCACAAUCCUAUAGAACAUUUGUGGGCAGAACUGAAAAAGUGUGUGCGAGCAAGGUUGCCUACAAACCUGACUCAGUUACACCAGCUCUUUUCAGGAGGAAUUGGCCAAAAUUCACUCAACUUAUUAUGGGAAGCUUGUGGAAGGCUACCCGAAACGUUUGACCCAAGUUAAACAAUUUAAAGGCAAUGCUACCAAAUACUAAUUGAGUGUAUGUAAACUUCUGACCCACUGGGAAUGUGAUGAAAUAAAUAAAAGCUGAAAUAAAUAAUUAUCUCUACUAUUAUUCUGACAUUUCACAUUCUUAAAAUAAAGUGGUGAUCCUAACUGACCUAAAACAGGGAAUUUUUACUAGGAUUAAAUGUCAGGAAUUGUGAAAAACUGAAUUUAAAUGUAUUUGGCUAAGGUGUAUGGAAACGUCUGACUUCAACUGUAGAUACAGUCAACAUCACAUUCACUUAGUCACAGUGAAAGUGGCAUUUUGUUUUCCUGCUGGGUGGUCGUGGUUCUGUUACACCAUAGUACCUGGGUUUUGUUCAGUAAGCUACAACGUUGUGGAACGCUCAGAUAGAAAUAGGUUAUGCAGUGUCUGGCAUGUAGCCGUGGGAGUCAUGGCAGCUCUAUAAAGCAUUACAUUUCUAUCUGAAACGUUCAUAGUGUUGCACCCUCCUGAAUGCGACCCUAGACAUGCUGACUGUAUCGAUGUUAUCCCCUCCCUCCCCAGUGUGGUGUGUUGUGUUGACGCUCUAUUUGAUCCACAGAACUGGAGGAGGCGUGGCUUCUGGCAGCUUCCUUGCUGGGCCCCGCCCCUUGUCCCUCGCUAGCCAAUCUGCUGCUGUCUCUCCUGAAGGGACACGCACCUAACACAGCCCUGCCCCCUCUCCCAGGGUAAGAGGGCCAACAAGUCUCUCCAUACUCAUCCCUGGCCCUGUGCUUCUUUGGCCCCUAGACCCUUUCCCCUAGCCUCUCUGUAGUGUUCACAGUUUUUUAAGGAUGGGAUAGAAUUAACCAAUCUGGUGAUGGCACCACCUAGUCCUCCAACAGGCUGAAUGGAGCUUCUGUUGCUGUCACCUGCCAGCUAGACCUGUCAGAUUAGGGUCCCUGAUGGGGCAGAGACAACCAGGGGAAGGGGGUGGAAUGGAACCAGGGUCCCCUGACCCCCUCAGCUCAGGCAAGAGGAGCAGCUCGACCCAACACCAGCACCUUCGACAUGAUCAACCAGGGCCGUACUGUACCUCAUCCAUAGACCUGUGCUAAUUCUCUGUGCUGUGUCUGUCUAUCUGACCGAGAACCUCAGAGUAAGACAGGGUGAUUUUUUUAUCCUUAUGACCAUAUGUAGUGGUGUCACUGAGGCCAUGUAUAACAUAUGCAGUUCCAUAUUAUUGUGGAAGUGUUGUGAAGUUACUGUUGAUGCCUGUUUUGGUUCAAAAUGGUCUCAGAUUUGUAUUGGAUCAGUGUGUGAGUGUGGUGUUUGUGGCCAAUGGAUUGUAUCAACAGCUUCACGCCCACCUCCAUUCUCCUCUGUAAGAGAUGCCUUUUGUGUAAACACAUACAGGCUUUUAUCACCAUUUAUUUUUUUCCCUCUCCAGGACUCUCCUCUGCGUAGUAACUCCAGCCCCCCCAACAGUACAGGCAGUACAGCAGACAGUGAUGGCUGGACCCCCGGUCCUGAACCCCCCUCCUCUUGCCCCCCGCGGCUCCCCAUACCCUCGCAGGACAAGAACAGGAAACGACCCCGUCCCACGGGAAUCCACCCUGGGGCCUCACUAUCCAGCCAUGUUAGGAAAGAUGUAAAUGGAGUGCUUUUGAUCUACUAGCACAAUUUCAACCUCUAAUUCUAACCUUAACCCUUUCUCAUACUCCCUAACCCUAAAUUCAUUCCUCUUUCUCAGCAUGGCCAUCUAGCGUCCUCCCUGCACCCAGAUGACCGGAGGAAAGCCGACAAACUGAAGAAGAGGAGGAAGAACCGGGAGAGCCAGGCCGGCGAGCCGAGCUCUGCACAACAGGCCUACGCAACGAGCCCAGAGCCACAGUUCUCCCUGCCCCUGGGAGGACGACCAAUCAAAGACGAGCCUGAGGAUGACUUCAUCAUCCCCCUCCACCCUUCGUCCCCUCACCGCCUGCCCAGCCCCUCCCACAUGAAUAACUCCUCCCCCUGUAAGCAGGAGCCCAAUGAGAAGUGGGAGUGCUGGGAGGGACGGGGGCUGGUGGAGGGCGUGGUGAAGGUGGAGAGGGUGGAGGGUUUUACUGGGAACAGGACGGUGAUCCGACAGGGGAAACAGGUGGUGUUCCGAGACGAGGAUGGCUCCCGAGAGGACGAGGACAUCAUGGUGGACUCCGGUAAGAAAUUAUGUUAAUGUUAUGUAAAUGCUGCAAAAAAGUUACAGAACUCAUUGUUGUGAUGACAUUGCCUGUUUUAAAGUAGCAGUCUGACAGUUAAUCCCAUGUAAAUGUUUUAUUGCAUGUUGUAGUGAUGGACCUCUGUUUCUUCCCCACUCUCUUUCGCUCAGAUGAUGACUCGUGGGACCUGGUGACGUGUUUCUGUAUGAAGCCGUUUGCGGGCCGGGCCAUGAUUGAGUGUAACCAGUGUAACACGUGGAUCCACCUGUCCUGUGCUAAGAUCAGGAAGUCCCACGUCCCCGAGACGUAUACGUGUCAGAGCUGCAGAGACACACUGGGCCUGGCAGACACCCGCCGCUCAUACCGCUCACGCAUUGGCCCCCGCAAACACCUUCAUGACUGA
Molecule: messenger RNA, 4626 nt
Organism: Coregonus sp. 'balchen'
Lineage: Eukaryota; Metazoa; Chordata; Actinopteri; Salmoniformes; Salmonidae
Source: the annotation of a GenBank genome assembly